AUGAAUUCUCUAGUGAGAAAUAUUUCAAUUAUUGGAUCAGGUCCAUCGGGAUUAUAUACUGCAUAUCAUUUAAUUAAAAAGGCUAAUACUGUCAAGAUACCAUUUAAUAUUAAAGUAUGGGAGAAAUUCCCCGUACCGUUUGGUUUAAGUAGAUUUGGUGUUGCGCCAGAUCAUCCGGAAGUGAAGAAUUGUGAAUUAACAUUUGAAUCGAUGUUUAAAGAAUAUAAAGAAUUGAGUAAUGGAUAUUGUCAAAAUUUAGAAUUUAUUGGUAAUACCAUCAUAGGCAAUAAUAAUAAUAAUAAUAAUAAUAAUAGUGAACCUAUAAAUCGAUUUGAAAAUAGGAUCCCUCUAAAUGAAUUACACGAUUCUCAGGAUGUUAUUGUGUUUAGUUAUGGUUGUAAUGGUGAUAAAAGAUUAAAUAUUCCAAAUGAAAAAUCUACACCUGGGGUAUUUACUAGCAGACAGUUUGUUAAUUGGUAUAAUGGACAAUUUGAUAUGUCAAUGAAUGAGAAAUUUAUGAAUUUCGAUUGGUCUCGUGUCUCCAGAGUGGGGAUCAUUGGGAAUGGAAAUGUAGCUCUUGAUUUAUCAAGAGUAUUGAUUAGUAAUCAAAUCGAUUCAUUAUGGUCAAAUACAGAUAUAUCUAAUAUAGCUUUAAAGAAACUUAGAGAAGCACAUAUUGAAUCAGUUCAAAUAUUUGGUAGAAGAGAUUUUUCACAAUCAAAAUUUACAAACAAAGAAUUCAGGGAACUCUGGGAAUUAGAAAAAUUUGGGAUUUUUGGAAAUAUAGAAUCAAAUGAAUUUCGAACAAUGAUUCAAGAUGUAAAUAAUAAGACAAAGACAAAUAAUUAUGAUCGUGUGAUGAUGAGACGUUUGGAGAUGUCUCGUGAAUAUAUGUUACCAUUCGAUCAAAGAACAAAGAAAAAUUAUAAGAAAUUUAAACCUCCUGUAGAGAGAAAUGAUGCAAGAAAGAUAUGGGAAUUUCAAUAUUUAAAGAGUCCGCAGUCAAUUAAUGUUUGUGACGAUGAUGGGUCGUUAAAAUCGGUAACAUUUACAGAAAAUAUAGUAGGUUCGAAUGGUAAUGUCAAUGUACAGAAUAAACCCACCACUGUUACUUAUGACCUCGACUUAUUGAUAACAUCUUUAGGUUACAAAGGUGAACCACUAGAAGGAUUCAAAGAAAUGGGGGUUCAUUUUGAAAAUGGCCAUAUUAAAAAUAUUAAGGGACGAGUAUGCAACCCAGAUGGUCUGCCAUUAAACGGAUUAUAUACAUCGGGAUGGAUAAGUAAUGGCGGGCGUGGUAUUAUUGCCAACACUAUGCAAGAGUCAUUUCAAGUCGCCGAUCAAAUAUUGGCAGAUUUGCCCAUUUUACCUAAAACUUCUUCAAAGGAAACCACUGUAAGUUCAAUACUUCAUAACACUACAUCAUGGAAGGACUGGGAAAAGAUCAAUCAAAUUGAAAUGAAUAACGGGGUACCUUAUGGGAAACCAAGAUCCAAGUUCUUAACGGUGGAUUCUGUCAUGAAGCAUAUAGAGUAA
This is a messenger RNA of Maudiozyma barnettii, 1536 nucleotides long. RefSeq names its product NADPH-adrenodoxin reductase (gene ARH1). The coding region runs from base 1 to 1536 and encodes 511 amino acids. The transcript has a single exon. The record is from RefSeq and is a predicted model, not a curated record. Gene Ontology annotation, biological process: ubiquinone biosynthetic process. NCBI's taxonomy places the organism in Eukaryota, Fungi, Ascomycota, Saccharomycetes, Saccharomycetales, Saccharomycetaceae. Gene Ontology annotation, cellular component: mitochondrion.